AUGCAUAAUCUUGGCGGACUCCCACCUAGUCUGGUACUUGUGCUGGGCACAGUGCUAGGAGCCAUAGCCUACGUAUACCUCAAAGGUUACUUUAUUCGUCGCCAGUUUGCACGCGCCCACGGUUGUCAGCCAGUAGCGAGGUCUGCCAACAAAGAACCUUUCUUCGGGCUUGAUAUGAUACCGGGGACUAUCCGGGCGCUGAGAGAAAACAGAAUCAUUGCAAGAACCCCGGAGUUUUAUCGCCUUUAUGGCAAUACACAUACGGUCAGGGGCCUAUUUGCGCAGCAGAUAGCGACUAUUGAGCCAGAAAACAUCAAGACAGUUCUAUCGCUUAAUUUCAAAGACUAUAGUCUCGGAUUUCGUCUCCCUUCCUUCAAACCACUUCUAGGAGAGGGUAUUUUCGACACAGAUGGCGAACAAUGGGCCUCAUCACGCGCUCUGAUUCGGCCUAGUUUCACUCGUGACCAGGUGGCAGAUUUGACGACUCUUGAGAAUCUGAUUCAAGAUCUUUUCGCGCUACUGCCGCGCGAUGGGAGAACCGUUGAUUUGCAGGAAUUAUUCUUCCAAUACACCAUUGAUUCCGCGACGGAAUUUCUUUUCGGUCAGUCGGUUGGGACGUUGAAGAAGUCGCAGUCGGAGCAGUCGGAGCGCGGCUUUGCUGAGGCAUUUUAUAAUGCCCAGAAGGCUAUUUUAACGCGUGGUAUACCGUUUCCGCUGAAACUAUUCUUCUCUCACAAUGAGGCUGAGGCCGAGAGAUAUAAUCAGAUCUGUCGGACAUUUGUUCAACAGUUUGUCGACGAAGCCUUUCAAGCUGUCGAGCUUAAAAAGCCCGAGACCGAACAAUCGGACUCUGAGACAAAGCGACGAAAGCAUAUUUUCUCGCAUGAGCUCGCAGCACGAACCACUGACAGAACUCGCGUUCUUGACGAAUUGAUGAACGUUCUAUUAGCAGGGCGCGAUACUACUGCGAGUCUGCUCAGUAAUUUAUUCUUUGUCCUGGCCAAGGACCCAACUAUCUGGGAGAAGUUGCGGAGAGAAGUCGCAUUUUUGGAGGGUCGACCACCGACAUACACAGAGCUGAACAACAUGAAAUACGUCCAAUGCUGCAUGAAUGAAUCACUACGUUUACACCCAGUCGUGCCACGCAAUCAGCGCGAGGCAAUUCGAGAUACCGUCCUGCCCGUCGGCGGAGGUAAAGAUGGUCUCUCGCCAGUAUUCGUACCGAAAGGAAUCUUCGUGUCUUACAAUGUAUACGCGAUGCAUCGACGAGCGGACAUUUAUGGACCAGAUGCAGAAGUAUUUCGUCCAGAGCGCUGGGAAGAUGGAAAACUGCAACCUCGUUGGGGAUACUUGCCAUUCAAUGGUGGUCCGCGUAUCUGCAUAGGUCAAAGAUAUGCCUUGACCGAAGCCGGAUACGUUGUUGUUCGGAUGGCUCAGCAAUUUCGCGUGCUGGAGAGCCGAGAUCCUGGGCCAUGGGAGGAGUCAAGAGGAUUGACUGUUACCUCCCGAAAUGGAACUAAGGUAGCUCUCACAGCUGAUUGA
This is a messenger RNA of Penicillium waksmanii, 1542 nucleotides long. RefSeq names its product cytochrome P450. Bases 1 to 1542 code for a protein of 513 amino acids. NCBI's taxonomy places the organism in Eukaryota, Fungi, Ascomycota, Eurotiomycetes, Eurotiales, Aspergillaceae. The transcript is spliced from 2 exons. Gene Ontology annotation, molecular function: heme binding; iron ion binding; oxidoreductase activity, acting on paired donors, with incorporation or reduction of molecular oxygen, reduced flavin or flavoprotein as one donor, and incorporation of one atom of oxygen. The record is from RefSeq and is a predicted model, not a curated record.